UACUAACGCGACGCCGGCGCUGCUCAUCAUUCAUCGUUGCAAGACAAUCGCGAGAAUCGUCGUCGUAGUCGCGGCUUCCACCCAGUCAUCGUCAAUCAGUUGGUUGUGCUCUCGCAACGAGUGCAGACGCGAAUUGUGGCACGCGAAGUUGGUCGUACUGCGCAGGUUAACUAGCGCAUUUAUUGCUGUAUUAACCCAAUUCAGUUCAGUUCGAUUUGCAUUAUCGGGAAUUUCCUGCCGCCAACAGUCUUAUAGUGCCAAGUGAAUUUUUAUUAAAGAAUUUCAACCUGUUAUUUCUUUGAAACGCAAACACCAGGACAAGUUACAAUGGCAUCAAAGAUGAAGAAGGAAAAGAUUGGAAUCAUCGGAAGCGGACUGAUUGGCAGAUCAUGGGCCAUGCUGUUUGCCGGUGUUGGCUAUCAGGUCACCAUUUUCGAUAUCAUCCCCGAGGUGGUCGAGAAAGCCCUCCAGCUGACCAAGGAUGAGCUGAACAGUCUGGAACGGCAAGGAUUGCUUCGAGGAACCCUUAAUGCUGCUGAACAGUUCGCGUGCAUUCGCGGGUCGCACAACCUGAAGGAAACCGUGGACGGUGCGUUGUUCCUGCAGGAAUGCGUCCCGGAGAAUUUGGAUUUGAAGAAAAAGUUGUACGGCGAUUUGGACAAGGUGGUAGGAAAGGAUACGAUUAUUUCCAGUUCGACGAGCACUUUUAUGCCGUCGUUGUUCAGCAAGGACUUGAACCACAAGGAUCAGGUUCUGGUUUCUCACCCAGUGAAUCCCCCAUACUACGUUCCUUUGGUGGAAAUUGUGCCAGCUCCUUGGACAAGACCAGAAUUUACGGCCAAAACUCGGGAACUGAUGACGGAAAUCGGUCAGAAACCCGUUACGCUGUCCCGAGAAAUUGAAGGCUUCGCCCUGAACCGCAUCCAGUAUGCCAUUCUGAAUGAAACGUGGCGCCUGGUGGCGGACGGUAUCUUGAGCGUCAAGGACAUCGACAGUGUCAUGUCCGAUGGGCUGGGAAUGCGCUACGCCUUCCUGGGUCCGCUGGAAACGGCCCACCUGAAUGCCGAGGGAAUGCUCAGCUAUUGCGAUCGGUAUUGUAACACCAUAUACGCCGUGAGUCAGACGAUGGGAGCCACUCCGAGAAUGGAGGGACCGGUGGCGCAGCAGGUGGCCAAGGAACUUGAAGAGAUGGUACCACUGGAUCAGCUACCCGAGAGACGAGCCUGGCGAGAUGCUUGCUUGACCAAGCUGGCUCAGUUGAAGAAAACUAUUUGAGCCGUUGGAUGAGAGUGAUGAACUAAAUACGUACUAUUCUAA
This is a messenger RNA of Aedes albopictus (Asian tiger mosquito), 1317 nucleotides long. RefSeq names its product lambda-crystallin homolog (gene Had1). Gene Ontology annotation, molecular function: L-gulonate 3-dehydrogenase activity; NAD+ binding. The coding region runs from base 328 to 1275 and encodes 315 amino acids. NCBI's taxonomy places the organism in Eukaryota, Metazoa, Arthropoda, Insecta, Diptera, Culicidae. The record is from RefSeq and is a predicted model, not a curated record. The transcript has 3 exons. Gene Ontology annotation, biological process: fatty acid metabolic process.